AUGCCUCGAACACGACACCCCUAUGCACCCGAGCCGCUUCCACGGCCACUACUCCUCCGCAUCCUCUCCAUAACCGCCAUAUCUCUCCCACCGCUACUCUCCCUCAUCACCUUCGCCCUGACGCUCAAGAUCAUCUACACGCCCGAAUACGCCGAAGCAAAACUGCACACCUCGACCGGCCGCCCCAACGGCCUCGUCAUCCACACCUCGCCCUUCUACAACUGCACCAAAGCGCCCUUAACCGCCAUCGACGACCCCACCACCACGACCUUCACCCCGACCUGCGUCCGCCUCAAAUCCCUCACGGGAGCAAAAGCCACAGCAGCCUGCCACGCCAUCCACGCCCCGCCUCCUCUUCCCAACACCACAACCACCACCACCAAUAAUUCCUCCUUGCAGUGGGACCCCACCCCCCUCCUCUGCCAAGCCCUUGUCACCUCCGCCUCCCUCUACAUCGCCGCCGCCGCCAUCUCCGCCUUCGCCCUCGUCCUGUCGACGGCCUACUGCAUCGCCGCCUGGCCCGCCGCCCUCGCCGCGCGCGAACGCUUCUUCCCUGCCGCCGCUGCUCCUCUAGUACCCGUCCGCAGCAUGCUCACCGCGCGCCCGCCCACGGCCGACGCGAAGCUGCAGAAGAUGCACGCGCCGGUUGCAGCGGACGCGGCGCUGGCGGCGCUGUCUACGGUCGACGAGGAUGAUGAUGAUGAGGGGGGGUGUGGCGCAGGUAGUAGAAGGAGAUGGAAAGCGAAUUGGCCAUACUUCUGCGCGCUGGGCAGGGCGCUGGCGGCGCUGCUGGCGCUGAUGGCGGCCGGGGCGGGGGUGGGGGCGCAGGUGCUGGGGUGGGUGGCGUUGAUGGUUGUGAAGAAUCAGCAGCAGUUGCAACUACAGCAGCAACAGCAGCUGGAUCUCGCGCUUGGGAAUGGUGGUGAGCUGGGUGCUUAUGCGCAGGGGCAGUGGUAUGCGCGGCCGCCGGCGUUGGGGUUGAGCGCGGCGGCGUGGGUGGUUGCGGCUGUGGCUGCGUGCGUGGCGGGGAGUCGGAUGGGUGCGGUUGGGAGGGUGGGGAUGUGA
Messenger RNA from Lasiodiplodia theobromae, 1065 nucleotides. RefSeq lists its product as uncharacterized. Lineage: Eukaryota; Fungi; Ascomycota; Dothideomycetes; Botryosphaeriales; Botryosphaeriaceae. Bases 1 to 1065 code for a protein of 354 amino acids. The record is from RefSeq and is a predicted model, not a curated record. The transcript has a single exon.